Messenger RNA from Bolinopsis microptera, 2691 nucleotides. RefSeq lists its product as uncharacterized. The record is from RefSeq and is a predicted model, not a curated record. Bases 1 to 2691 code for a protein of 896 amino acids. The transcript has 3 exons. Gene Ontology annotation, molecular function: catalytic activity. Lineage: Eukaryota; Metazoa; Ctenophora; Tentaculata; Lobata; Bolinopsidae.
AUGGCAGUGAAAGCAGCCAGUAAGUUUAUCGCCUCGACAAAGAUCGCUGGAUACCUUCUUUGUGCAACUUUUUCCAUCAUUGCUAGUACGAUACUCAAUUUUGGGACAUGGAAUGUUUGUGGUCUCUCCACCACUCACAGGCAACAUCUUGUUGCAGAGGACAUCGACAGAUACGAUUUAGAUAUUUUGGCCUUACAAGAAACCAAAACUCGUGAAUUCUUGGAAACAACACUUCCCGGUCAUCAUAGACUGUUUCUGUUUGACCAGAAGCAGGGUAGACAUGGAGGUCUUGGUUUUGUUGUUAACAAGCGUUUUAUGGACAGUGUUUUAUCGCAUCAUCAGAUCAGUGACAGAGUCGUUUACAUGGACGUUAAACUAAAGCCCAAUUGGGUAAACAAACCACCUUGUUAUAUCAGAAUUAUUAAUUGUUACAGUCCUACUAAUCCAAAAUCAGUCCAGAACCCUCAACUAGCUGAUAAAUUUUAUGGUGAGCUUCUUGAGGCUAUCAGUGUUCCUGCUCGAUUUGAAGUAUGGAUGUUAGGUGACUUCAAUGCCAAGUUAGGCAAGCGUUCACUUGUUGAUGAAGAAAAUGGUUUACAGCAGCACAUAGGUAGGCAUGGUGUUGGUAGAAGGAACGAGAAUGGAGAGAGAUUGUUACAUUUUCUGGCAGCAAAUGGCUUAUUUGCUACCAAUACUUCAUUCUCCCACAGCAGCAGGCAUAUAACUACACGCACUGGAUGGAUAAGAGACCAAUCCACACGAAAAAGUAAACCAUACUUCUCACAGAUAGACUAUAUACUUUGCAAGUCCAGGAGCAAAGCACUACUGACUGAUGCAAGGUCAUAUGCGGGAACUAAGCACCGCAGUGACCACAAGCUUGUAGUUGCGAAAGCAGAUUUUUCCCUGCGUUAUAGUUUCUACAGGAAGAAGAGGACUACUCAGAAGGCAUUCAACACAACCACUCUUGUAGGUAGCAUUGCAGCGCAACAACAGUUUAAAUCUGCACUUACUGAUAAUAUCAACCGACUAGUAUCUGAACCUGACUAUUCUUCUAAUGAUACUUGUCAACAGUUCGGUAAACUAUUUAAAAGUGUUGAGACUGCUGCUAUCUCCACUGUGGGUCUACGCGAGCCACAGCGAAAGAGACACCACUCUUCUGAUAGUGAAGUUGUUGAAAUGUCAGAGGAAAGAAAACGAUUGCUACAACUUCUGAAUAAUAAUGAAUACAGAGACAGAAAGGACUUGAGAUCAAAAAUUAACAAACUCUCAAAUGACAUUAAGAAGCGACUGAAUACUCUCAGAAUAGAAGUUGCAAACAGUCUUGCAGACUCUAUCAAUAAUACAGACGAUGGCCGUAAAAUGUUUGAAGCUGUCCGGCAACUAUCAGGUAACAAGAAAUCAGACUCCAUCUCUGUUUUUAACGACAACAAUCAACUGGUAGAUAAUGAGAGUGACAAAGCUGACAUUAUACGCAACUAUUUUGAGCAACACUACACAGGACCAGACAGUGAACCUCCACUUGAGCCGUUUGUUGGCAGUUCUCAGCCACUAAACAACCCCAUCACAUCCUUUGAAGUGGAACAAGCUGCCAAAAAGCUAAGAAAUGGUAAGGCUGUUGGUCCUGAUGGUAUUCCUAACGAAUUCCUUAAACACUCCCCACCUAUUUUCUAUUCUACAUUUGCACAGCUGACCAAUCAAUCAUUUGAACGUCAUGAACAUGUACCUUCAUUCACUGAAGGAUUCCUUACCCCACUGCAAAAACCUGUUGUGAAGGAGAAACGCUGGUCUCUACACAAAAUGGGUAUUGAUAUGUCAUCUGCAUUCGACACCAUUAAGAGAUCAGUUUUGCUAGAACUUCUUGCUGAUGCUGGUUGUAGUGAAGACGACAUCCGGCUGGUAAGGUGCCUACUCUCAUGUACCAAACUGAAGAUUAAAGUGAGGUCUGCCGUAUCAGGGGAGUUCAUUGUCACGAUAGGUGCGUUCCAAGGUGAUAGUUUGUCUGGAAACCUUUUCACCCUGUAUUUGGCUGGCGCACUUUAUCACCUUCGUGCCUUUAUGUCUUAUCUAAGACCCAACCCUCCGUUUGCUGAAAACCUGAUACCUCUUGAGUGGGAGUACGCAGACUUCACAGACGAGGAUAAAAAGAAUUUGGAGUCCAUGUUACCAAUAUGCAAGGAGAUAUUGGAGGAGUGGAAUCUUUUUGUCAACGAAUCAAAAACAGAGUUCACACAUAUCUAUCUGGCCGAGAAGAACGAAGUUGAUGAAAAAGGAGAGCCACUUCGAGGAAGAGAGCCCUGGAGAUCAUCUAUCUCACUUGGUUCCAAAUUGUGCAGCAACGAGGACAUAAAAAGACGAUGUAUUCUGGCAAAUCUUGCUUUCCAAACCUACAAGAAAGUUUGGGAACAAGGUAAACGCAUACCUCUUAAGACCAGACUUAAGAUCUACGAAGCCCAGGCGACCAUGGAAGAACAAGAUAUUGUUAUCAAGAUAAGAGACGGAGAUCCUUUGCUGGUCUCAAAAGAACGACUCACAGCUGAGAGUCGUAUGUUUCGUUACCUAAUAGAAGAGCUUAAGUAUGAUGAGCUUGAAUUCGACGACUUUACACCAGAAGCUGUGGGCUUGUUUCUAACCUUACUAGAGGACAAGCAGUUUGUAGAGAUUGAAGAUCAUAUGUACAAAGAGAUACAUUAA